CGUAAUUUCCUGUGUAAACAACGACAGCUGUAGUUGUAGUUUCAUUUCAGCUAUGGAUACACGAAUUUCAUGUGUACUCAUACUGUUUAGUUAUGGAUGUUGUUCUCGUCUUCACCUGACUAAUGAGUACGAAUUUAAGACUGUAUUUCGUGGUGUCCGAGACAGAAAUGGAUACAUUAAAGCUCGGAAUGAAGUGAUAUUGGCUGAAUCUAACAUGAGAAUUGGCCAUGAUAUUGUUUUAGACAAGACAGAACAGAGAGUUAACGACAUACUGAUGAAAUACAAAGAAUUAGAAAUAAACAAAUCAAGAACUAUGAAUGGAGCACCCUUCCCUCCGAGCAUUGAUUUUCUGGUCAGUAAACCAAUGGUGGAGAAAAGCCAAGUGUUUCAGAUCAUAAAAUUGAUGCCCAAAGGAGCGGCGCUUCAUCUUCAUGAUUGUUCUAUGGUGGACCUGAACUGGCUGGUCAAGAAUGCAACCUAUCGAGAGAACUGUUAUAUGUGUGUUAACGUCAAUUACACCGUGUACUUCAAGUUUUUUGGUGGUACACCGCCUAGUAACCCAGGUUGUCCUUGGAAAUCUGUAAAGACUGAGCGUGCAAAGGCACGCAGUGUAGAGAAAUUUGAUCGAAUGCUCUAUAUGAACAUGUCGUUAAUUACGCCUGAUCCUAGGAAAGCCUAUCCGACCAUUGAUGCUGUAUGGGUCCGAUUUUUACACACCCUGGACCAAGCUAAUGGCCUCAUCAACUAUGCACCAGUGUUUGCUGACUAUUUCUACGAAGCCCUGAAUGAAUUUAAUUUAGACAAUGUCCAGUAUCUUGAAUUCAGAGGACUUUUUCCAGAGGUAUAUGAGCUCGAUGGCUCGACUAAGGAUAGGAAUUGGGUAGUAAAGACUUACAACGACCUGUUUGAAAAAUUCACAGCUGAUCAUAAACACGAGUUCAGUGGAGGAAAAAUGAUAUAUUCCGGAAUAAGGGUAGUACCAGAAAUCGAUAUUUUAAAUCAGGUUAAAGAGGCCAUACAUUAUCGGCAGCUGUACCCAGAUCACUUUGCCGGCUAUGAUUUGGUUGGACAAGAAGAUCCUGGUGUUCCACUCGUUAAAUAUCUAGACGCUCUUCUCUACCCAUCAGAACAAACCCCACCAGUCGAUCUUCCAUAUUUCUUCCAUGCUGGCGAAACAGAUUGGGAAGGAACCCCGACAGACAAUAACCUGAUUGACGCCGUGCUUCUCAACACAAGCAGGAUUGGACAUGGCUAUGCAAUGGUCAAGCAUCCACAAGUUAUGAAGAUGGUGAAGGAACGAAAUAUUGCUGUAGAAGUUAACCCCAUCUCGAACCAGGUGCUUUUAUUAUUAAGCGACCUCAGAAAUCACCCAGCAGCAGAACUGGUGGCCCAGGAUUUUCCAGUCGUCAUCAGUGCAGACGACCCGGCGGUUUGGGGCGCACGAGGCUUGUCCUAUGAUUUCUACAUGGCAUUCAUGGCACUCUCUGGCGAAACUACAGACUUAAGACUUCUGAAAAAGUUGGCAAUAAACUCUAUACAAUAUAGUGCUAUGACCCCAGUUGAGAAAAGUAAGGCUUUGAAUUUGUGGCGACAAAAAUGGGAUGCCUUCAUACAACGAAUGUUGCAUCAGGUCAACCAGUCAGGGAGCUUCCCAUCAAAUCCUUUUGGUUAAAUUAUUUUUAGGUCACAUUGAGCGAGACAUUUGAUAUGUAUUUAUUGUUUGUCUCCAUCUAUUUAAUGAUUUGUUUUAAAAGUUUUACAAUGUUAAUUAGAGUAUUUUUAUAGUAUUUGUUGUGAGUGAAUUAAAUGGAUAGUCUUCCUAUGAAUUCAAAAUCACAAGUAUUAUUGUAUGAGUUGUAUCAGCCAUACUUAUCAAUUGUGAUGUACAAAAUGGGAUUUUUGCCUCAAAAUCAUACAGUACAUGUAUUCUAAAACGGAAAAAAGACCAAAGAAUUUUAUGUGUACCAAUUUCAUAAUAGAAAUUUUAUUUUUGAUACUGAC
This is a messenger RNA of Saccostrea echinata, 2001 nucleotides long. RefSeq names its product adenosine deaminase AGSA-like. Bases 53 to 1672 code for a protein of 539 amino acids. Gene Ontology annotation, biological process: adenosine catabolic process; inosine biosynthetic process. Gene Ontology annotation, molecular function: adenosine deaminase activity. The transcript is spliced from 9 exons. Lineage: Eukaryota; Metazoa; Mollusca; Bivalvia; Ostreida; Ostreidae. The record is from RefSeq and is a predicted model, not a curated record.